GCCAGGUCCAUCAGCAUCUGUGUACAGUGGAGGAGGAUCCACAGUACAGAGACUGACACCAAAAUCCCGUUCGCCUUUAGGAGUUACUGCUCGACUCCCGCUUCUGCUCAGCUUCACAGCCUGAAGACGCAAAGAGUGAGUGAUAAUGGCAGAAGCCCAUCAGGCUGUGGCCUUCCAGUUCACGGUCACUCCAGAUGGCAUCGACCUCCGACUGUCCCACCAGGCCCUGACAGAGAUCUACCUCUCUGGAGUUCGUUCUUGGAAAAAGCGUAUUGUACGGCUGAAGAACAGCGUGUUAACAGGCGUGUACCCUGCCAGCCCUUCCUCUUGGCUGUUUGUGGUUGUUGCAAUCUUGGCGACAAUGUACACCCGCUCUGACCCCUCCAUGGGACUCAUCGCCAAGAUCCAGGAGAACCUGCCUGUUAGUCAGGCGAUGGGUAACCAGUGCCAGGUGGUUGUGUCAGCCGUCCUCUUCAGCACAAUGCUCUGGUUGUUGCUCAUCUUCACCAUGCGCCUCUGCCUCAAGCAGCUUCUCUCCUACCACCGCUGGAUGUUUGAGCCGCGUGGCAAAAUGUCAAACACAACCAAAGUCUGGGUGGCUCUGGUUCGGAUCUUUUCAGGCAAGAAGCCACUGCUCUACAGUUACCAGGGUUUGGUGCCUAAUCUGCCUGUGCCAGCCAUCAAGGACACAGUGAAAAGGUAUUUGGAGUCAGUGCGUCCACUGAUAAAUGAUGCUGAGUUCGAGAGGGUUACAAAUUUGGCAGCUGAGUUUGAAAGCAGCCUUGGUAACCGGCUGCAGUUCUACCUUAAACUCAAGUCUCUAUGGGCUUCCAACUAUGUGAGUGACUGGUGGGAGGAAUAUGUUUACUUACGAGGACGAGGCCCAAUAAUGGUCAACAGCAACUACUACGGGAUGGACUUCUUGUAUGUGACACCAACACCCAUUCAGGCGGCCAGAGCAGGCAACACCAUUCACGCCAUGUUUCUCUAUCGACGUAAGCUGAAUAGAGAAGAAAUUAAACCAAGUCAUAUCCCAGGCACUGUCAUUCCUCUGUGUGCAGCUCAGUGUGAGAGGAUAUUCAACACCACACGUACUCCUGGAACUGAGACUGACACUGUGCAACACCUGGAGGACAGUGACUACGUUGCUGUUUAUCACAGAGGACGCUUUUUUCGCCUCAAGGCUUACCACGCCGGUCGACUCCUGACGCCAAGAGAGUUGGAGCUGCAGAUCCAGAGGAUACUUGAUGAUACCUCGGCUCCUGCAGAGGGAGAGUCACAACUAGGGGCUCUGACUGCUGGGGACAGGCUCCCGUGGGCCAAAGUCAGGACGGAGUACUUCAGCAGCGGGGUCAACAAGCGCUCGCUGGACUGCAUUGAGAAAGCUGCCUUCUUCGUGACCCUGGAUGAUGAGGAGCAGGGCAUGAUUGGGGAUGAUCCAUCUGCCAGUUUGGAUAACUAUGCCAAGUCCUUGCUGCAUGGGAAAUGCUAUGACCGGUGGUUUGACAAAUCCAUCUCAGUCGUGUACUACAAAAAUGGGAAGUCUGGUAUCUUAGCAGAGCAUUCGUGGGCUGAUGCACCAACGGUGGCCCAUGUGUGGGAGUUUGUUUUGGCAGUGGACUGCUUCCAGCUUGGCUACAACGUUGAGGGUCACUGCAAAGGAGAAGUUGACUCAUCACUUCCCAAACCACAGAAGCUCACCUGGGACAUCCCUGCAGAGGCUCAGGAGACGAUAGCUCAGUCCAUGGCUGUGGCCCAAACACUGGCAGACGACAUCGACUUCCAUGUGUUUUUGUUCCGGGAUUUUGGCAAGGGACGGAUCAAGAAGUGCAAAGUCAGCCCCGAUGCUUUCAUUCAGAUGGCUCUUCAGAUGGCGUACUACAGGGGCCGAGGAUCGUUCUGCCUUACGUAUGAGGCCUCCAUGACCCGUCUCUUCAGGGAAGGCAGGACCGAGACUGUUCGCUCCUGCACCAGCGAGAGCAGUGCCUUUGUCCGAGCCCUGGAAGCCGGAGAGUCUGCAGAUGUGUGCAGACGCCUGUUCCGCGCUGCGUCAGAAAAACACCAGCAUCUUUACCGCAUGGCGAUGACAGGAGCUGGCAUCGACAGACAUCUGUUCUGCCUCUACGUUGUGUCCAAAUAUCUAGGUGUAGAGUCUCCUUUUUUGAAAGAGGUUCUGUCUGAGCCGUGGAGAUUGUCGACCAGUCAGACAGCAGUCCAGCAGGUUGAGUUGUUCGACUUGGUCAACCACCCGGAGUAUAUUUCCUGUGGAGGAGGCUUUGGUCCGGUGGCUGAUGAUGGCUACGGGGUUUCCUACUACCUUGUUGGAGACAACGUGAUUAACUUCCACAUCUCCUGCAAACACUCCUGUUCGGACACCGAUGCCCAUAAAUUUGGAGCUCAAAUCAAAAAGGCCCUUCACGAUCUGAUAGAGCUGUUGAGCCCAAACCAAAGAGAGCCCAGCAAAACGGAGGCCAGUCGGUCAGAGGUCAAGAAAGACCUGUAGACCACACUCAGGGAAAAGGAUGCCAGAAGGUUUGAACUAUGUCGCUAACGUUCAGAUAUAUGGAACACUUCUUGCUUGUCUUCAAAAACAGCUCUGCUCUGUUGAUGACUCCCUGAAGCCAUCGCAACAAACACAUGCUUUUCUGGUGGGUGUCGUUCGUUCAUGUGCGCGUUAUUGGCUGGUUAUGCGUCCAUUUAAAAGAAAUCUAUGAGCCUUCCUAACCCUUUUAAGAUUGAGCCGAGGAGUUUGUUCGGCCCUCUAGUUUUAACACCUGGACAUGUGCAGAGAGUGAAAGGAGGCCGUGUCUGUACAUCAAACAGCUGUGCAGUAAUGUUCAUCGACAGUAUCAACGCUACACCGGAGAGUCUUUUUGAAAGUAUUGAUUUGAGUCUUCACGUAAUCCAUGAGACCCAUGGAGGAGUUUUGUAUUUUCCAUAGGAAACGGGGGGGGUUCUGUGGUUCAAGCACUGAUGUCACUGAGCAGAGCUUAAAUGUCCCAUGUACCCAGUUUACAUGAGCAAUAUGUUAUUAGUUAAUUCAGACCUACAGUGAGCAUUGUUUGUGUUCAAUUCCUGCAACUGUGUGCCAAUCCAGUCAGACUUGUGCUGAUUUAAAGUCAGUAGACAAUACGUUUUGAGAUUAUUUCAUCGAUUUUUAUAAGCUGUCAGCACGACAACUGUGUUCCUUUUUCAUGUAUUUGUAUGUAGCUAAUGGAGCAUCAUUGAGCCUUGACUCCCAUUCACCUUCUUCCUGGAACCACCUCUGGCCAUUACUGACUGUGAUGGUUGGAAUGUUACUGCUGUUUGGUCUGCCACAUGUGAUUUCAUGAUGACGUUGUGCCACUUCAGUGAAACGUGGAUUGGAUGGAUCGAGGAUAUCCAAACAGGGCUUCAAAGGAUCGGGGUUGUGCAGGUUUUCUUCUAGAAUGUUUGGAUGCGCCCUGUGCAAGAUGAAACUCAGACUCCAAAGGGAAAUAAAUUCAAGUUACUAGGUUACCUUUCAAAGUCAUUUAUUGACCUCAGGGCUGAAAAUUAUCCAGUUCUGCCCAUUCAACAGGUAAAAUAUGAAAGUCCAACCUAAAACUUAAAUCCACUGUUUUGCCUUUUUUGCCAUGAGUUAUUUUAUUUUUAGGGCAUUGCUGUUUGCAGUGUACACAAUCUAGUGGUGCCUUAUGAUGUGCUGUGCCAAUCAAACCAUAAGCCCUGUUUUUUUUAGUGAAUUAUUGUCACAGAUUUUUUUUUUUUUAUUGUUUAAAAAGUUAGGGCUCCUCAACUUUUAGAGAUUGUUUUCAAGGUGCUAGUUUUUGAAGCGUUCGUAUGAAUGCUAUAGACACUACAAUUGUUUUAACAGUUUGGCAUUAAACAAACAACAAAGCAAAUUACAUUUUAAAAUAUAUAGUUACAGUACACAUCAAAGAACAGUUGGGAGUGGGGAGCCCACCAACUAGGAAAGUGUUUUGGAAUAAAGUGCUGACAAAAAAUAAUAAAAUAAAAUAACAACAAGGCUGUUCACGAAUUCAACAGUCUGACGGCCGAGGGGAAGAAGCUGUUCCUGUGACAAAAAAAAGUAAAAGUACAAACUCCUACACUACAAAACUAAAAAAAAAACAAAAAAACUUCUGUGAUUUAUUUUUUAACAAUCUAGACAGAGUUUUAUUCCCAAAUUCCCCUGGACUCUAGUCAUCUGGCCUUCUUCACCAACCUCUACUUUAACUUUGGUGGUUUUACUUUUUGCUGACGCCUAUUUAUAAUAACCUCAAGAUGGCACCUGUCAAGCUCCCCACCUAUUUAUACUUCCCGCAUGCCGGACAGCUGAGCACGUGUGCCCACGGUCAUGCUUUUCAGAAAGGAAAUAAAUCUUGGAUAUAAACUCUUUCAGCCGGCUGUGGAUUUUUUUCUGAAGGUGUCACAGGACAGGAGAUUGAGGAGGUGGCCAACACAUGUACAUUCAGAGGUCAUUAUCAUUUCAUGUGCAACAUCAGGACUGCAACAUUAUCACUGUGUUUUUCUACCAGAUUCACCUCUGGAAUUGUACUGUGCAGCCCUGGUUUUAAUGCAAUGCUUUGUGGAAAAUGCAAUAUUAUAAAGCAUCAUAAAGUUAUUCUUUAACAGGAUGGUCGGUGUUUUUUCUCUUCUCAAUAUGUC
Molecule: messenger RNA, 4647 nt
Organism: Synchiropus splendidus (mandarinfish)
Lineage: Eukaryota; Metazoa; Chordata; Actinopteri; Syngnathiformes; Callionymidae
Product: carnitine O-palmitoyltransferase 1, liver isoform-like
Exons: 19
Coding region: 146-2503 (785 amino acids)
Biological process (GO): fatty acid metabolic process; carnitine metabolic process
Cellular component (GO): mitochondrion
Molecular function (GO): carnitine O-palmitoyltransferase activity
Source: RefSeq, a predicted model, not a curated record